AUGUAUUUACCAUCGUCACCAGUUCGCGGGGAGAACAGUCCGUUGCGUGCCAAAACGGCUGCAUCCGCGUCCGAGCCCCUGUCCUUGGCCAAGGACUACCCUACUCCUAACCCAUCUUCGUCGCUUGGCUACGAGGAAGAGUCUGAAAAAGCACGCAAGGUCGCCUUCGAGCUGCCACCGCGCAAAGUUGAGAUCGUUUCCCCGAUGUCGCGGGUGCGCAGGCUCAAGGUGCCAUUGACAGGGCGCCAAAUUAGUAUCGGACGGUCGUCCCGGUCGAACCAAUGCGUGCUAAACCCCCAUAACAAACUGGUUUCGCGUACCCAUUGCUCUGUCCACUACGUUCCCGAGACUCACACCCUCAAGCUUCACUGCAUUGGCUGGAACGGCGUGAAUGUCACGGUUCCAGGACGCGUGGACGUCGUAAAGAAGGACGACGCGUUCGAGGUCACGAGCAGCACGGUUGCGCCUAAAAGCUCCCGUAUCUUGUCCCAGGAGGCCUCGGUGACCAAUCUCUACAUACUGAAGGGCGAGACCGUUUUUUUGCCAAUGCUUCCAGGACUCAUUUUGGAUAUUCGUGGCGAGCUGAUUCUGGUCGAGACAGAGGACGAGUUGACAGAGGACGAGGCUGAAGAGGAAUUAGAGCAGACUCCGGAGCCGGUGCAGCAUGAGACUCAAAACCCUGUGGAAGCCGUCCAGACUACGCAAGAAAACAAGGAGAACAUCCCGCCUGUUGCCAGAAAAGAGCCAAACGCCGUUUCUCCCGCGUACACACCAGAACAAUCGCCAGAUCCAGUCACGGCCACCAAAGCACGCGCAAGAAGCAAGAACCACAGCUCUCCAAGAAAAAAGAAGGACACCGAACACCAAAUCUCCAAGGAGGAGGCCGGCAUUUUGCUGGAGCCAUUGCAGUCCCAACUGCCGCAUCUUGCUAACAUCCUGGUCAACCACCUGGCCUACUCAAGACUGCUGCAAACACCGCUGCAGGUUCUGAUGGGCCUCAAGGCUGUGCAGGACCUCGGCUUGAGUAAGCAGCAGCUUCGCGGCUUACUAAUAUAUUACGUGGACUGUAUCGGCGUAAUCUACCGCGUUGGUAAAGAUGCGGCUGGCAAGCCGCUGGACGAGGAGUACUACUACGACCCGGAAAAGGACCAGGACAAGUCGCGGGUCCAGCUCGUGGAGGAGCUGAAGGGCUCUGCUUCGCAUUUGCGUAGCUGCAGAAAGACGCACAAGCAGUACUUUUGGAAGAAGCCGGCAAAGAGAUAA
This is a messenger RNA of Ogataea angusta, 1263 nucleotides long. RefSeq lists its product as uncharacterized. The transcript has a single exon. Bases 1 to 1263 code for a protein of 420 amino acids. NCBI's taxonomy places the organism in Eukaryota, Fungi, Ascomycota, Pichiomycetes, Pichiales, Pichiaceae. The record is from RefSeq and is a predicted model, not a curated record. Gene Ontology annotation, molecular function: protein binding.